CUUAUGUACUUUCUGUCCAUCUCCCAGAAAACCCCCUACACGUAUUCAACACUCGACAGAGUAAGCAACCUGACCAUCCCCUGACUUCAUCAUCUCAUCAUUCACAUCUUCAAACUAUAUUAGCAUUCAAUGUCAGCAGCACUCUUUGUAUGAAUGGGCAAUGCCCUUCCCUGUCUUACAGCUCCCAGCAUCCUUCAGCUGGCCUUAACACAUCCAUUAUUUAAGAUCUUCAACCACAUCUUCUUCUGACGAAGCCUACAUUAGAAACACAUUAGACUGGCCCAGACUGAUCACGCUGGAUCCAUCUAACUCAGACGUCUUCAGCACUAACUGUCUUUGUUUGCCCUCCCAUCUGAUUAUUUUGAACUCAAACAUCUCAAACAAAAAGACUUAAAUGUCCUUUCAAAAUAAGCCUCUAAUUCAUUUGUCUGGAUCUCUGAAGCUGCAAAUCAAUCAUGUGGUCCAUGUUCAUUGUGCCGGAUGAAGAGGUAAGGACAGUGAAUACAUCUCCUGGAGUGCCCCAGCCUUCCGCUGGGCUGGAAGGGUUUUUGGGAUCACGAGGCGGUGGACGUAAACACCGAAACAGAACGCACUCCAGUUCUGGAGAUGGAAUAAGUGAAAACCAAGAGGGCAAAAUCAAGCUGACGUUGUUCAUGGCUGUAACCGGCAUCAUGCUUACUGUGCUCGGGGUGGGAACAGAGUUCUGGGUGGAGCUUAAACCAUCCAAUAGCUUCUACAACAAUCAGACUUGUCUGGUAGCACAUUAUGGCUUAUGGAAAUGCUGUACCAAGACAUUCUUGGUAUCAGAUAUGGACCCAAAGAAGGAGAUCUGUGGGCCUUUGCACUUUCAAGGAGAAUCCAAUUGCACCUUCUUUAAGUUCUACACCACUGGAGAGAACAUUGUCCUAUUUCAGAAAACGCCAGAAAAGGAUCUGACAGUAGCGUCCGCCAUGUUUGCUAUCAUUAGUCUUUUCCUGAUGGUGAUGGGAACUAUCUGCAUUAUCAUGGCAGUAGGCAAAGGUGUUCAGUUCUUCUUGAAGCCAGCAGCAUUUUGCUUCAUACUGUCAGGUGUCUUAAUCUUCCUCUGCCUCAUAGUUUUCCACCAAUCAGUGCUGUCUUUCUUAGCAAGUGACCAGUCCAUACCUCUACAUCAUGAAAUGUCAUGGUCAGUGACGUGUUUGGGCUGUGCUGGAGCUCUGGUCAUUGUCGCCGGUGUCUUGUUCCUGCUCCUUGCUCUUCCAUUCAGUCCUUGGGAAAAGUGCUUACCUAAGAAAAACAGUGACAUCUAGUGGUGAGGGGGACUUCUCAUUCAGAUUUGCGCUGAAGCCUCUUUAUAAAGUGGAACAGACAACAACAGUACAUCCUGGUGAAUCUGGGUAUAUA
Molecule: messenger RNA, 1383 nt
Organism: Carassius carassius (crucian carp)
Lineage: Eukaryota; Metazoa; Chordata; Actinopteri; Cypriniformes; Cyprinidae
Product: voltage-dependent calcium channel gamma-6 subunit-like
Exons: 5
Coding region: 456-1289 (277 amino acids)
Biological process (GO): calcium ion transmembrane transport; regulation of calcium ion transmembrane transport via high voltage-gated calcium channel
Cellular component (GO): L-type voltage-gated calcium channel complex; membrane
Molecular function (GO): calcium channel regulator activity; voltage-gated calcium channel activity
Source: RefSeq, a predicted model, not a curated record